This is a messenger RNA of Closterium sp. Yama58-4, 654 nucleotides long. The record is from the annotation of a GenBank genome assembly. NCBI's taxonomy places the organism in Eukaryota, Viridiplantae, Streptophyta, Zygnematophyceae, Desmidiales, Closteriaceae.
AUGCACACCCAACCCAACAGUAUCUGGGGUUCUCCCUGGUACGACCGGCCAAUCACAGUGCACCACGUGGGAGGCUCUCCUGACAUGUCAGACGAGCUGCUCAAGGUGCACUGGUGGCGAAGCCAGUCUGUUCGCUUCUUCCUGCGCUCCCCAACAGCCUAUCUCUGCCAUCUCACCAACGCCGCCCGCCACCACACCUACGGCUUCAGGGAGCCGUAUUUGCCGCGGCCGAUAGUGAGUGUGCAUGUGAGGCAGGGCGACAAGGCUGGGGAGAUGCGCCUGCUGCCGCUGAGGGCGUUUGUGGCAGCGGCGCAGCACAUGAGGAGGAAUGCACCGAACCUGAACCACAUCUGGCUUAGCACUGAGAUGCAGAGUGUGGUAGAAGAGGCAAAGGAGCAGCACCGGGAUUGGACUUUCCUGUUCACACAGAACCCAAGGCAGGAGGGCACAAUGACCAUGCACGAGUACGAGGCUGCUGUGGGCGCGGAUGUGCUCGUGGGACUCAGUUUUAUCAACCUCAUUAUAGCGUCACAGUGCGAUUAUUUUGUAGGUACACUCGGAUCGAAUUGGAACAGGCUUAUAGAUGAACUUAGGUGUACCAAUGGACGAUUGUUUAGCGGGUACCUGGCGUUAAACCACGGCCAGUGGAGAUGA